AUGGGUUCCUUCGAAUUGCUUCCACCAGACUGCCCCCUGCGUCGCGAUGUACUGCUUGUAUGCAUUCCCACAGAUCCCAAGCCCGAAUGGGUUGCUGAAGUCGAGGCCAGAUAUCCGGGACUCAAAGUCCGGUGGAUCGAACAAGAGCUAUAUGGGGGCAACGGCUGUGUCUUUACGGAAGGGUACUUGGAGCUGCCCCCGGAGUACUUUGAAGGCGUCACCAUGGUCAUGUCUUAUCUACCUCCACGUCCAGAGAACAUGAAGGGUGUCCGGUUUGUGCAGCUCACAUCUGCAGGAGCGGAUCGAUGGACUACACACGAGAAGUACAAGGACCCCAGUGUGUCGUUUUGUACUGCGAAUGGCAUUCAUUCUACACAAAUAUCAGAAUGGGUCAUUGGCACGUGGCUAAUGGCUCAGCACCAUUUUCUUCGCGCCCACAAAUUCAUGCGGGAGCACCGCUGGGCGAAAGCAAGUGAAUUUCAGCCCACUGAGGACAGCCCAGGUCUUCGCAUGGGUAUACUCGGUUACGGUGCCAUUGGGCGUCAGUGCGCCCGUGUUGCCAGCGCCCUGGGCAUGGAGAUAUACGCAUACACCCGAACAGAACGUCGAACACCUGAGCAGCGACGUGACGAUUCAUAUUGUCUUCCCGGCACCGGGGACCCUAAUGGUAUCCUCCCAUCAAGGUGGUUCCAUGGCAAGAGCACCGAUGACCUUAACGAGUUUUUGGCUUCGGAUCUCGACAUCCUGGUCGUUUGUACCCCCUUGACAGACGCCACGCGGCAGCUUCUUAGUUACGAGCAGUUCAAUGUCUUGGCUGAGAGCAGGGACUCUGACUACUUUUACAAGAUCAACAAGAAGAGCCACACACUUGCCAGUCGAAACGGUAUGGGGUAUGCAAAUAUGUGUGUCGACGGUAACUCCAACGGAUAUCUGGGCGGUGUUCUUGACGAAACAAUGGGAGAGGACAUUUAUGACUCUAACGCCGUGACCAACGCUUUUGUCAAUGGCCAUCACAUCAAGCGACCUUCGGUGGGACACAUGCCCAGUCCGCCAUAUGAUUCGGACGACGGCAUGCAGACUCCCGACAGUAGCAUGUCCAGCGGAGGCUACAGCGAUGAUCAAGGCAACGACUACCUGAGCUCAGGGGGUAUCCACUCACACCGCCCGACCGGCGGCCAGCUAAACUUAAACUCGUGCGUCAAGGGCGCCAAGCGCGGGACGUUCGUUUGCAACAUCUCCCGCGGUCCCGUCAUCGACACCGCCGCCCUCAUCGACGCCCUCGAGACGGGCAAGAUCCGCGGCGCGGCCCUCGACGUCACGGACCCGGAGCCGCUGCCGGCGGACCAUCCGCUCUGGGACCACCCGGACGUCUUCAUCACGCCGCACAUUAGUUGGAUCACCCCUUGCUACUGGGACCGGCUGCUGAGGAUCAUGGAGGAAAAUUUGAGUCGCAUGUGCCAGGAGAAGCCGUUGCUGAACUUGAUGAAUCGCAAGGAGCAAUAUUAA
Pyricularia grisea is the source of this 1506-nucleotide messenger RNA. RefSeq lists its product as uncharacterized. Bases 1 to 1506 code for a protein of 501 amino acids. NCBI's taxonomy places the organism in Eukaryota, Fungi, Ascomycota, Sordariomycetes, Magnaporthales, Pyriculariaceae. The record is from RefSeq and is a predicted model, not a curated record. Gene Ontology annotation, molecular function: NAD binding. The transcript is spliced from 3 exons.